AUGACUCUUACUGUUGGAAAGGCUGGUCCUGCAUCGGACUUUCGAAAAUUUAUGGAGAAAAGAUUGCAAGUGUAUCUAAAUGGCAACAGACAAAUAGUCGGAGUACUGAGGGGCUACGACACAUUCAUGAAUUUAGUCUUAGAUAAUACAAUAGAAAUAAAGAAGGAAGAACAAAUUGAUAUUGGUAUUGUCGUGAUCCGUGGAAACAGCAUAUGCUAUUGGGAAUGCCUAGACAGAGUUGACAUCAAAUGA
Messenger RNA from Plasmodium gonderi, 252 nucleotides. RefSeq names its product small nuclear ribonucleoprotein G. Gene Ontology annotation, molecular function: RNA binding. Gene Ontology annotation, biological process: mRNA splicing, via spliceosome; spliceosomal snRNP assembly. The coding region runs from base 1 to 252 and encodes 83 amino acids. The record is from RefSeq and is a predicted model, not a curated record. Lineage: Eukaryota; Apicomplexa; Aconoidasida; Haemosporida; Plasmodiidae. Gene Ontology annotation, cellular component: U5 snRNP; U2-type prespliceosome; catalytic step 2 spliceosome. The transcript is spliced from 2 exons.